AUGAGUACAAACAAAGAUAAUAAGGACAAUAAUGAUAGCAAAGAGAAUAAGGAAAGUAGCAGUGGCGGAAAAAAGGUUGGAAAAGGUAGCACUCCAAAUAAAAAUAGCAAUUGGAAAAUAAAAGAAAGUUCAUGGGGUAAUGAAGACAAAAAUACAAUUAAAAAGGGGAAUGAUAAUAAUGGUAAAGAUAAAAAUGUUAUAAAAAAAAAUGAGAAUAAAAAGGAUAACAAAAACAGCACCAACCACAACAACAAUGGGGAUAAUUUAGCUAACAGUAUUGAUAAAUUAAAAAAUGAAGAAAAUAAAGAAGAUAUAAAUGAUGAAAUAUUUGAUGGAAAUCAAAAAGAUAGUAAAGAUGAAAAAAGAAAAAAGAAAAAAAAUAAGGCCAAUGCAAAUAUUGAAAAUGGAGAAAAUAAUAGCGGAAAGGGUAAAGGAAAAGAAGAUAUGAAUACUGAAAAUUAUUUCGAAAAGGAUAAUGAUAAUAAUACCAUGAACAUGAAAAAUAAUAAUAAUAAAAAUUCAAAUACUCAUGGUAAAGCAUCCAAAGAAAAUAAGCACGCAACAAAAAACGAAAAAAAUGAAUAUGGGCACUAUAACAAUUAUAGUGGAGAUAAUGAUUGGAGAGCUAAUAAUAACUAUGAUGGAAAUAAUAAAAAUAAUUCAUAUAACUAUAAAAAUAAUAACAAUGUGACCAAUGCAAAUAGUAAUACUAAAGAUAAAAAUAGUGAAUAUAACGACGGUGGUGCCAAUAAUAACGCACCUAUGAAAGAUUUUAAUAAAAAGAAAGGUUAUAAUAAGCAUGAAAAUAACAAUGCAAAUGGAAAUGUGAAUAAUUUUCCAAACAAAAAUAGUUACAAAUAUGAUUAUAAUAAUAAUUUCGGAAAUAAUAAUCCAAGCAAUAAUAACAAUAAUAAUAAAAAUUACAAUAUUAAAGGAAACAAAAAUUAUAAAAUUAACAAUGCAAUAAAUAAUAAUAACCCUAUGCCUUACAUUGAUUAUCCUCAUAAUGAAAAUGGCGCAAAUCCAGUAAACAAUAUGUUUGUUUAUAAUAAUGGCAAUAUGCUUAAUCCUGCUAAUAAUGGUGUUAUAAAUGGAAGCAUUAAUAAUAGCGGAAAUAAUAACAAUUAUAUAGGAAAUGGUUAUUUAUAUAAUUAUGCUUAUAACAGUUUCUUUGAUGAAAAUGAGGGUAAAAAUAUGGAUUUAGCCCUCAAUUAUUAUUCUGCAAAAUUUAAUGGAACUGGGCCAGAUGGAUAUAAUGCUAAUAAUAACCCUAACAAUAAUAAUAGAAAUAAUAAUAGCAAUGGUAACGAAGCAAACGCUAUAGAUGCUCGAUUUAAUUAUAAUAAAUUGAUGGGGGAUAUAUAUAAUUACUUGCCUAUGAAUUAUUAUUAUUACAAUUUAAAUAAUAUGUAUUUCAAUAACCCCAACCAUAAUAAUUAUAACAAUUUUCAUUCUAUGUAUCAUGAUAAUAUGAAAAACCGAAAAAAUAAAAAAUUUUUAUAUGAUAAAAAUAAAAAAAAGAAUUACAAGAAUUUAAAUGCAUCGAAUAUUUAUAAUGAAAUGAAAAAUCGAGUUAUUGAAAUUUUUAAAAGAGAAAAUAUUAUGUCUGACGACUAUUUGUUAUAUUAUAUGUAUAAUAAUAUCAAAUUAAAUAUUGACGUAAUUGCUAAGCACCCAUAUAUAGCCCCUUUAGUUACCAUAGGUGGAGGGGGAGCUCCCGCUACUCCUGCAAAUAACGGUAAUACAAACCCUACUCCUAAUGACAAUAAUAACAAUAAUAAUAUGGCAAUAUUAGCUAAUGUUUUGAACGAUUUAAAGUGUAUUAAUGUUGAUAAAAGAGAUGAUAACAUGGAUGAUGAAACUAAAAAUGGUAUUUCCGAAUCUGGCAAUAAUGGUGGUAUAGAUAUAAUCGAGGAUUCAGAUAAUAUUAUAAAAAAUGGCACUCCAGAAGAUGUUCUAACACCACAAUAUACGGAGGAUGGUGAUAAUGCUUCGAAAAAUAAAUCCGAAAAUAAUGAAGCCUCAGGGGAAGUUGAAAAAGGGGAAACUUCGGGCACUACUGAUAAAUUGGCAAAGGAAAACGAAGCAUCAAAAGCAGGAACUUCCGACGAUGUUGAUGCUAUAAAACGUGAGGAUUUUGUAAAUGAAAAUAAAGAUGAAGAAAAAAGUGGAGAUAAAAAUAACGAAAAUGAUGCUAAGGCAGAAGAAAAUGGCGAAAAAGAUGAGAAAUUAGAGAAUUCAAUCGAUGGGGCUGAUGACGAAAAAACAGAAAAGAAUAAAAUGACAAAAAAAAAUGAAGACGAAAAAAAUGCAGAAAAAUUACCAUUUGAAGAAGAUAAUAAAAACUUUUUAUUAAAUUUGAACAAUAAAAGAAAUGUAAUAAUAGUAAGAGAUAUAAAUUCACAUUAUAUUAAUGUAAUAAAAAGUAUCGUUUUAAGUACCCCUAAUAUUCAACCUAAUGAUGUAUUAAACAUUCGAAACGAUGUUAAUAAUACUAUAUUUAUUACUUUGAGAGAUGAAAAAAAAACAGAAGCAUUAGCACAAUAUUUAAAAACAAAAUCAGUAAAUGACAAAAAAUUAAAUGUAAGAAUUAAAACAACACAAAAAAUUCAAAACAUUAUUGAAAAUAAUAUUUUUAAAGCAUCAAAUGCAAAUAAUAAUUCUCAAGAAAAUAAUAAUACCACUGGAAAUGCAAAUAAUAAUGUUGAUAGUAGUAGUACUACUACUGUUGCAGGCAGUAGCGUUAAUCAGGGUACUUCAAUAGUCGGAACAAAUUCUCAAACCCUUAUUGGAGGACUUCCAAAUUCUUCUAAUCCACCUGCAAUGCCAAUCGGACCUCCAAAACAUUUUUAUAAUUACAAUAAUUUAUAUUAUAUACCUAAUGGGCUAAAUGGUUAUGAUAAUAAUAUGUAUGGGCAUCAUGGAGGAAAUAAUCCAAACCCUCAUUUCGAUGCAUACUUUAAUUAUUACAAUUAUAACGUUAACAAUUCAUCUCAUAACUUAUUUCCAAAUAUGAAUAUAUGUGAUCCAUAUAACGCAUAUAAUAUGUAUAACGAUAUGUAUGGCCAAGGAAAUGAUAUGAAAGGAAACAAGCAUAUGCAUAAUAAUCAUAAAGGUAUGAAGUAUAUAAGAGGAAUGGAUGCUGCUAAUAAUAACAUGAUGAGAAUGCCGGGAAAUUAUAAUGGGAUAGAUGGUGAAAAUUAUUAUAAUAAUAUGUAUAAUAAUAAUAUGAUGCCAGGGGGUGUAAAUAAUGUAAAUUAUCCUAAUGCUCAUAUGGAUAGUGGAAAUAACAAUAAGAAAAAUGAGAAAUAUAAUGAAGAUUCGAGAAAGUUUUAUGGUGAUAAUGAUAAAAAUAAUAAUGCAGCAAGAGGAGGUAAAAACCCAAAAGAUAAUCCAAAUGAUGGUAAUAAUAGUGGAAGAAAAAAUAAUCGAAACAAUAAUGCAAAAAAUAAUUCAAAAAAUAAUAGAAACAGAAGUAGAAGUAGUAGUAAUUGCAAUAACAACAUGAAUGGAAAUAAUAAUAAUAACAAUAAUAGUAAUAAUGGAAGUGGUAAUACUGGAAAUAGUGGUAAUAGUGGAAAUACUGGAACUAAUAAUAAUAGCGGAAACAACAACACCAAUAGUAGUAGUAAUAAUAAUAAUAAUAGUAACAACAACGGAAAUGAUAAUAAGAGCAUGAUGAAAGUAAAUGAUUAUGGAAAAAAUUUUAAAUCCAAUAAAAAUAAUAAAAAAGAGUCACAACAUGGUAUGAAAUAUGAAAAUGCAGGCUCAAAAAAUGAUGGUAAAACAUUUGAAAGAAAAAAAGGGAAAGGAUAUUUUAACAAAAAAAAUACCAAUGGUGUUAGCAGCAAUAAUAAUAAAACUGUAGAAAAAAAUGCAUCAAAUGGUGGAAACGGAGAAGGAGAUGAAGAAUUAGAAAAAAAAAAAAAAAAAAAAAAUGAAAUUAAAAAAAAAGCCGACAUCGCUGAAAAUGAAGAUUCAAAUGAUUCAAUAAAAAUUGGUCAUGAAAAAAAAAAAAAACCAUUAAAGAAAGAUAAUGAUAAAAAUAACCAAAUAGAUGGUGAGCAAAAUGGUAUUAAUGAAGAUGAGCAUGAUGAAGACAGAAAAAAUAAUAAAAAGGAAUGGAAAAACAAAGAUAGCAAUAAUGCCAAUUCAUUAGGCACAGACUCCAAAGAUCAGACAAAAUAUAAUGCUAGAAAUAAUGCUAGUCGAAAAUUUUUCAGUAAUAAAUUUUUUUCAUUCAAAGAUAAAAAUGCAGUUAACCACGAUGAAAAAAAAGCGGAGAAAAAUAAAAACAAAAAUGAAGAUAGUACUAACACAACUAACAAUAAUAAUUCAGCUAAUCAAGUUAUUGGAUCAAACAAUGGUGUUCCAGGGGUUACCAUUAAUCAUAAUAAUGCUUAUGGGAAUCCACAAUUUUUAAAAAAAUACUCAUAUGCUGAUAUAAUGGAUUCAUGUAAAAAAUUAACAAACAAAGAUGCACCUCCUGAAUGCAUUGACAAAUUAAUGAAAGAAAAUGUUUCUCUUUUUAGAAAAGGGGACGAUCAAUUUUGUUGGAAGCUAAACGUUUUCUAA
Molecule: messenger RNA, 4575 nt
Organism: Plasmodium vinckei vinckei
Lineage: Eukaryota; Apicomplexa; Aconoidasida; Haemosporida; Plasmodiidae
Product: conserved Plasmodium protein, unknown function
Exons: 1
Coding region: 1-4575 (1524 amino acids)
Source: RefSeq, a predicted model, not a curated record